UAACUCUUUCUUUUUCUUGCUCCUCGCUCCUGCUCAGAAUUCUUUUUCGCCAAAAACCAUUCUCAAAACCCUAGCUCCUGAUCAGGCCCAUGACAUCGUUUGCUCAACUCGAAUAUAGUUCAAAUUCAACUGUUAAUUUCUGAUCUCUGUCAUGACUGGGGGAUGCUCAGUGAGCCUGGAAUUUGUUUCUAAACUAGAAGCUCAGAGCUUGGCGGGUGGGUUGGAUGAGUUCUCGCCUUGAUGUUCAUGAAUCAAAUUCGCCGGAGCACACCGGCGAACUUAUUCUUGCACGUCCGGAAGAAGAAGCUGAAGAUGAUGCUCGCCGGAAAUCCGAAAAGGCUAGUGAUGUGUUGCCGACUGGAAAGCUUAGGAGCAUCCGAAUCUUAUUUACUGAUGCGGACGCGACGGAUUCGUCCUCGAGUGAUCGCGAAGAUGUUGACCAUAUUCGGAGGCAUGUGCGCGAGAUAGAAUUUAAAUCGGCUACUGUCAAUGGCAGGAUUCCGGCGAAAGAGCCACCGAAGGCGUCAUGGGUGCUGCCGAAAGAUUGUGCUCUGAAGAGAUUCAGAGGGGUUCGCCACCGUCCGUGGGGGAAAUGGGCGGCUGAAAUCCGUGAUCCGAACCAGAGGAAGAGGGUUUGGCUUGGAACUUUUAACUCGGCGGAGGAGGCUGCCACGGCUUACGACUCCGCCGCUGUUAGGCUUCAUGGAGAAAAGGCCGUGACGAACUUCCCGCACCAGAACCACUCGGUGCUGCCAGUUUCCCCUGCAAAGGAGAGCGCGGUUGGUGUUGAUUCUGCGGGUGAAGACCCAGUUGCAACCGCGGCUAUCUGUGAAGACAAAAGGCCACCCAGUGGGGUUUUGAAGAAACCAGACUGCUUGAGAUUUUGUUGUCUUGUUCCAACUGAUAGUGAGAGGACAGCAGUGGAGCGUGCUAGAUUGGAGCUGAAACAGGAGCCGAAACAGAAGCUGAAGAAGGGUUGUAAAGAGAAUAUCGUGGGCAUAAGAGAACAGUUUCUUCUGAAGAAAAGAACAGUGAGAGUAACUGGAGACACCGCCUCAAUCUUGAAAGCUCGGUGGCAGUCUCACUCUAAGAGUCCCUUUCGAACUUAAUGCAGGCAAUGCUGCUCGGUUCUAAGGAGUACAUUGUUUGGUUAACUCACGAGGAACUCAAUGAACGGAAACGAAGGAAACCUAAAGCUAGUAGCCAUCCAGUUAUCCGGUGGAAUACAGCCAACCUAGUUUUAGCUUAUCCGAGUCCUAAAUUGCAAUUUCUGUUUUGUAAAUGGCUUAUUUUGCUAUAUAGAUAUUAAGGCAUGUAAAUCUCUGACCUUCAAGUUCUGUAACUGGCUAUUGUUGCCUUUCACUAGGGUGAACUAUUGUUGUCUAUGCUUUCAUUUUGCAGGACCUUUAGGUGCUAACUUCUAAAAUAGAUGGAUAUGCUUAGGUCCUUCUUGUAAAUUUUUCUUUUUUUAAAAAUUACUGUUUCAAAGUUCUAUUAAAUGGUCAUGCUAAAUGAUUGAAGCAUUAAUGAGAGAUGCUUAUAAGCUC
Molecule: messenger RNA, 1547 nt
Organism: Phalaenopsis equestris
Lineage: Eukaryota; Viridiplantae; Streptophyta; Magnoliopsida; Asparagales; Orchidaceae
Product: pathogenesis-related genes transcriptional activator PTI6-like
Exons: 3
Coding region: 225-1109 (294 amino acids)
Biological process (GO): regulation of DNA-templated transcription
Molecular function (GO): DNA-binding transcription factor activity; DNA binding
Source: RefSeq, a predicted model, not a curated record